AUGCAUGCAUCGGCCCCUCCAACUAAAGAUAUGAGCGUUUCCAUUCCUACUGUAUUUCUGAGGAUAAUUUUUAAGGGUACAGAGAAGGAAUUUGAAGAAGCUCUCCGUAGGUCGACCACAGUGUAUGUUGGAAAUUUGUCGUUUUACACUUCCGAGGACCAGCUAUAUGAACUGUUUAUGCGUGCUGGAGACGUUAGGCGUGUGAUAAUGGGUCUUGACCGUUUCAAGAAAACACCGUGUGGAUUUUGCUUUGUCGUUUACUAUACGCGCGAUGAGGCGGAGAAUGCUGUACGUUUCCUGAAUCGUACAAUCCUAGAUGGUAGAACAAUUAGAGUGGAUUUCGACACAGGUUUCGUGGAAGGACGCCAGUAUGGUCGUGGAAAGCACGGUGGACAGGUGCGUGAUGAGUAUCGCGAGAACUUCGAUCGCGGUCGUGGUGGAUACGGACGAGACAGGAAGGAAAGAGAGGAUAGCGACGAUUGA
Molecule: messenger RNA, 483 nt
Organism: Ostertagia ostertagi
Lineage: Eukaryota; Metazoa; Nematoda; Chromadorea; Rhabditida; Trichostrongylidae
Source: the annotation of a GenBank genome assembly